Molecule: messenger RNA, 882 nt
Organism: Trypanosoma theileri
Lineage: Eukaryota; Euglenozoa; Kinetoplastea; Trypanosomatida; Trypanosomatidae
Exons: 1
Coding region: 1-882 (293 amino acids)
Source: RefSeq, a predicted model, not a curated record
AUGAAUCGUGUGCUGGUGUUUUUUCUUCUCUUGGUGCUGAGCGUUGCUUGUGUGGGUGCCGUGGCUGGUGUGGAGGCUGCAGCUGGGGCUGUUCUUGGAGAGUCUGCUCCUGGUGAACGUCCUGAUGCUGUGGAGGCAAGAGAAGGAUUGGGAACCACACAAGGUCGUCGUCCUGAUUCUGGCAGCAGUGGAACUGAUGGAGACGGUGAUCGUGAUAAUGUUCCGAAGGACCCGAAAGUGGAUGUGGACGUACCUAAGGUGGAGCUGGAGCAAACAAAAAGGGGCGCAGAAGAACGGUAUGCUGUAGAUACUCAAGAAGGUAGAACACCGCCUGAGAGGGGUAAUCAAGCUGGAACAGGUCAGAACCAUCAGCCACCAACUUCUGUUUCUGAAACGAGUUCAACUUCUUCUGAUCCUUCUUCUCCGCCUGGUAGUUCUACUACAUCACGUCCUGCAGAACCCAUAUCUGCUGAUGAAACAAUGACUCAGCAGAAUCCAAGUGGUGCUGGUGCAGAGCACGACAUUAAUCAGAGAGAUAAUGUACAGGGUGGAACAACACAGAACACACACACAACAAGGCCAGAAAGGAAUGAUGGACACGAUACUUCUGCUUCCACAACUCAAAGUACAGGUGACAAUUCUUCCAGUAGUACAGCCACAGAUGAAGCGCAGAAUAAUCAGGCUGAAAGUGACCCUAAUGUUGCAACACCUGCAGAGGGUGAAUCAAACAGUGAGGAAUCAACUACAACAACAACACUUCCUCCUGAACUCACAAACAACAAGAAGGGUGAUGCAGACAGCAGCAGCAGUAUCAGCAGUUCUGUGUGGGUGCGUGUACCACUACUGAUUGUGGUUACACUGACCUGUAUUCUUAUGUGCUGA